AUGCCUGGCGUGCCGUCGAACAAGGCUUGCCAACGCUGCAAAAAGCGUCACAUCAAGUGCGAUGAGACACGUCCCCGAUGCCAGCGCUGCACAGAUGCUGGGGUUGAGUGCCCAGGGUUUGUGCAGAUGCGCAAGUUCAUCGACCAAGGUGCCUCAGUAAGGCGCAGAUAUGCUCCAUACCAGGAGCAUGCGCCUAAGCCCAGUUCAGGGAGAAGCACACCUCACGCGGCAAAAACUCAUCAUCCAGAAUCGGAGCAAAACAGAGGAAAUGCCAACGACUCCCAAGGCUCUCAUCACUCGGAGUCGCCGCCACUCCGCGCCGAUAUUGAAAACCAACCGCCAUCCCCCCCUGUAGCCUCAGCAUGGGAGGGCGCUCGUUUCUCUCAGCCGGCGCAAGAUCGGAAUACCAGUAACUUGAGCAACGAGCCUGGAGUUAACGACACGUUCGGGCCCGGACCUGGGCAAGGUCCAAAUGCUCGUAUUAAUCAAGGUUCUAUACCCUUGGUUAAUUACGGCGCUCAUUCUGGCAGCACUACCGGUGGCUAUCAGCGUCAGGCUUCACCUACAGGGCCCCCUUUACUGGGUACCCCGUCUGAUCGCGGUGAGAGCGAACAGUUCCAAGACAUAUUCUCAGAGUUGAUGACGGGAACCGAGCAUGAAAUAUGCUUCCUGGUUCGGCACUAUUGCGAAAUUCUAGCCCCUUGGCUGGACAUUUCAGAUAGCGGGAGAUUCUUCGCUGCUGCUGUCCCAGUUCGAGGCAUAGAUGAGUUGUCAUUGCGGUAUGCAAUGGCAGCCCUCUCGGCAAAACACCUGGCAAGAAUGAAAGGCAUCAAAUUGGCAGGUUUAGCUGGGAUGUUUACAUCUCCUGCUACGAUGGAGGCCUACCCAAAUACCCAACAAGUUGACUGGCCUCUGAAAGCCGCCAAUUACUACUAUUUGGCUGUCACACAUAUGAACUCCUCUAUUUCAGACUAUGCGGCCGUGUCCACUUCAGACGUCCUUGACCCGCCGAUAUCCAUUGCCAACCGGUGGCUGAAUCUCCAGUUGAGGCAAACCCAAAGCCAUAUAGAAACCAGCGAUGCGACAUGGAAGACAACUGAAAAUUUGUUGGCUAGCUCGACGAUACUUACCCUAUACAAGAUCCUCGAUGAGCCAGGAGAGAAUUGGCAGUCUUAUCUUUCCGGAGUCAAGCCGCUUUUCUCCCAGUUGCUUAAUCUGCUUGCCCAGGGCAGUGGAGAUCACAGCAGCUUUUCCUCCGGCGUCACCGCGGCUUUCUGGAACUUUGCCAGGAUAGAUUAUUUAGCCUCGUACUAUAACCGACUACCUACCCACCUCGAUGCCGACGAUUGUGCGUUAUGGCGAGCUGCUGGUCUUUCGGUUGAUGAUCAAGGAAAUUUAUCUUCGCCCGACAGUUUGACCAGAUCCCAAGCCUUUUCGCAAGAAGACAUUGCAGCAAACUAUCUGACACGCCUCCUGAAUAAACUGACGAAUUUCCUGGCCGCUUCCAAGAAAUCACAACUUGAGCACUGGGUCGGAGGGGCAUCCCCUGAAGUACCCGCCUCGAGUCGUUCAACUCCCAGCUCUUCCGAUUCUUAUCCAAACAGUGCGACGUGGCUUAAACUCUCUUUUGAAUUCCAGUCCUGGGUUGAAAGGGUUCCUGAAACAUUCCGUCCCUGCCUGCGCCUGGAGAAACCAACCCCGUUCCCAACAUUUCCAGAGAUCUUUUACAGUCUGACGUCCUGCGCUGCUGCCAUGCAACAGUACCAUUUUGGACGUCUUGCAUUAUCUCUUAACCGCCCAUCGGAUGAUGUUUCAGGGCCCAGCACCUCCUUCGAUCGUCUUCAGGGCUACCGGGACCUUACAAAAGAGGUCGACCACCGUUGCCGAGAAAUAUGUGGAAUCGCACUCGGCAGGCCAGCGAGCGGUGCGCGCGUGCAGAUGAUAACCAUGCUAUAUGCGGUUGGACAAUGCAUGGAGAAACCGGAGGAAAAGCAGGUUGUUGUUGACUUAUUGCGGGGUAUUGAAGCUGAUCUGGGAUGGUCGACCGCUACACAAGUGCAGAAGCUGCAGAAAUGA
Aspergillus versicolor CBS 583.65 is the source of this 2076-nucleotide messenger RNA. Its product is annotated as Zn(II)2Cys6 transcription factor domain-containing protein. The coding region runs from base 1 to 2076 and encodes 691 amino acids. The record is from RefSeq and is a predicted model, not a curated record. Gene Ontology annotation, biological process: positive regulation of transcription by RNA polymerase II. Gene Ontology annotation, molecular function: transcription cis-regulatory region binding; zinc ion binding; DNA-binding transcription factor activity, RNA polymerase II-specific. Lineage: Eukaryota; Fungi; Ascomycota; Eurotiomycetes; Eurotiales; Aspergillaceae. The transcript is spliced from 5 exons. Gene Ontology annotation, cellular component: nucleus.